AUGGGUAAGAGGAAAUAACGAAAAAAUUAAGAAGAAAACAAAAACAACAAGCAAAGUAGUGGGGAAAGGUAGAGCUAAUUUCUGGAAAAUCAGGAAAAUCAGUAGGUCAAAGGUAACUAUUAGACUCCAAACAAGAGGGACUUAUCUGGAAAGCAAGUGACUUCAGCACAGAAUAUAGACUCAAAUAAUGCUCAUAAGAUGAACCUUCUGCCUCAAAAGUAGUAGAAUAGUCAAGCCUUAAAUCAGUAAACUAACAACCAAAGAGCAUCACUGAAAGAGCAAAACAAAAUAUCCGCUUCAAGUUGUGAAAAUAAAGAUAGGCCGACAAAAAUCCAGAUUUAAAUGGAAAAAAAUAAUUAGGCCUUAUAAACUCAAUCUAAUAAGAAGCAUGAAUUCAAAGUCUAACAAGAAUCAUAGCAAUAGCCUGUUGGUGAUAAGAAUUUGAAGACUUUGCUGUAGUCUCAGAAACAAUUAGCUAAAUAACAUCAAAACUAUAAUGAAAUUGGUCAGACUAAAAACCUAUAAAAGAAUGUUUAAAAUUCUUUAAUGCUUUCUAUUGAUAACCACAAGAGAGAUUUUCAAAUUGAAGAUGAAUUUGAUAGUGGAAUAGACGAGGAUGAGUACGGAGAUGAGGAGUACGAGGAUGAACUGAUAUAAUCAGCUUUCCAAUAAAACACCAAUACUUAAACAACAUAAAAUUGCAAUUAUUACUAUGAUGAAAUUGAGGCCACCUAAUAUGCUAAAAAUAUUAAUGAAUCAGCAAUUUACUAGUAAUAAUAGAAUUAGUUAGGCAUUAGAAAUUUUAGCACUAAUAAAGGUAGAUAAUUGGUUAAAGACAUCCAGCAGCUAAGUAUGGAAACCUUAAUUCAAGGAGAUGAACAGAUUCAAUCUGAUAUUAAGUUCUGCCUCUACUGCAUAUAUAACAAUCACGACAUUUCUCAAUACUUCAAGUAGCUCCUAAGAAUUCAAAGAAGGCUUAAAGAAUGGAGCUUCUAACUUAACCCAAACAUUCUAUUCAAUAUUUUCGAAGAGAAUAUCAAAGAAUUCAUGCAUGGAAUCAGAGACAAGCUAAUAGAUGAGAUGAAAUAACUGUAGAUGAUAAAACAAAAGCCCUCAAGUAGGAGAUACUCAUUUGAUGAUUACUUCCUAAUUGAUAAAACAUUUUCAAGAAGCUACUCAUUACACGGCUAUAAUAACGAGAUUCUCAAUCAUUGCAUGAAAUACAUGCUUGAUUCAAAGUAUGAGUCCAUCAGAAAUGAUUUGAGGCAUAGAAUCUGGAGUGAAAUGAGGAAAAAUAAUGAGAUUAUUGUCUCCUUCUAUUAAUAGCCUGAUGCUUAUCAGAGAAUAUUUGAUUUACUUAUCAAGUUUUACACAAGAGUUAGAGAUUCAAUACUAGGCAUUGAAGAGAUGUGGGUCUUUUUCAUGGAAUCUGUUUUCCAUUAAGAGCUCAGAGGGAACAUGAUCUUUGAAUAGUUCCAUAAAUAGAUCUUUAAGAAGGAUAUUCUAAGUCACAGAUACGUGCAAAGUUUUCUCAAGGAGAUUAAUGAAGUCCAAGUUGAUUUAGAGAAUAGGAGAUAGAACAAUAUUCAAAAUUAGCUUGAUCCAAUCAUCGAAAACAUAAGCUAAAUUCUAUUUGACCUUGAUGAAGAUCUCAAUUUCUAGUACCCUGAGGAGACUGAGUCUUAGAAUGAUCAGAAUUAGCAAUAACCUUAAGAAACAAUAAAUCAAGAAGAUAAUUAAAAUGAGGAGGAAAUAAACCAAGAUGGGGAUGAUUGCAGCGAUUCUGAUCUAAUUAUAACUUAUCAAUAAUUACAAGAGAAAAUCAAAGUUCAAUAUGGUGGCCUAUCACUAGCCUAGCAGGUUGAGUAGUACAGCUCUUAAACUUCAAACUACCUAAAUAUCCUCCAAUCGAUUUAGCAGGACAAGCGAUGUCAAGAGUUAAUGAAGAAUCUUCCCAAUCUAGAUACAGACACUCUGUGCUACAUUAUUGAGAACAAUCUAACUCACAAGGAUUACGAAAUGAUACUGCUAUAAAAUUAAUAAAAAUCAUAAAAGCCUAUACAGAUCACUAAUCCUAAAGACUAGCCUUAAAAUCCAGAUGAUGUUAUUAUUUCCCCGUCUAAAAAUUUGAACUUUUUGAACCAGUAUUUUAAUACAGCUGGUGAAGAGGGUUAGGACUAAAAUAAUUCAAUCAGUGAGGAUGAUGAAGAUGAUGAGGCCAAAGCUGAGCGAUAAAUGGAGAAGAAAAAGAGAAAGAACAUGAAAAAGAAAAGAAAGAGAAAGGAAAAAAAGAUUAUGGCCCAGCAUUAAAACCAGUUGGAGGAGCUACUCAAACUAAAGCUGUUAGAGGAACAAUAAAAACGUGGUUUCAACAAUGAGCAGAUAAGGAGCUAACUCAGGAAAAAGUUGAUUGAGCACUUGGGCAUAGAAUAAACUGAUGUUGAUCAGUAUCUCUCUAAUUUUCAUGCUCCCGCUUAUGGUUAGAAAAAGUCAUAAUCUGUAAGUCAAAAAUAGAUUUUUUAAUCAUUAUAGGACUCAUCUCAGAAUGACUUGUAGACCAAACAAACUCAAUGCGAUGACAACUCUGAUAUUGAUGCUGAAUAAGAGCAAGAAUUUGAAAAAGAUCUUGAGCUUUUCAGGCAGAGACUUGAGUCAACUUCCUAGGCCGUCAAGUCUAUGAAGAAGGCAAAACUUGUCCCUAAUAUUCCUUAGGGGUGGAUUGAUCAGCUUAGAUAGAGACUUAAUAGUUUCUACUAGUGCUAAAGUCCUAAAUCCAGCAUGCUUGGAAAAGGAAUAAUUGACUAUGGCAAGCACUCAGACGGGCUGUGGGUAAAAUCCUAUCAGCGUAGUGCAUGA
Molecule: messenger RNA, 2856 nt
Organism: Stylonychia lemnae
Lineage: Eukaryota; Ciliophora; Spirotrichea; Sporadotrichida; Oxytrichidae
Source: the annotation of a GenBank genome assembly